Wallemia ichthyophaga EXF-994 is the source of this 993-nucleotide messenger RNA. RefSeq names its product DnaJ-like protein subfamily C member 17. Gene Ontology annotation, cellular component: spliceosomal complex. Gene Ontology annotation, biological process: spliceosomal complex disassembly. NCBI's taxonomy places the organism in Eukaryota, Fungi, Basidiomycota, Wallemiomycetes, Wallemiales, Wallemiaceae. The transcript has 4 exons. Bases 1 to 993 code for a protein of 330 amino acids. The record is from RefSeq and is a predicted model, not a curated record.
AUGAGCAUGAGCAUAGACUCGGACUUGGACGCAGAGAAGGUGCUCGACGUCGCUGCUGGUGCUAGCGAGGCCGAUGUGCGCAAGGCUUAUAGAAAAAGAAGUUUGAAAGUACACCCAGAUAGAAACCCAGAUAAUCCUACUGCAGCCGAAGAAUUUCACAAACUGACCAUCGCCGCUGAGAUACUCCUCGAUCCCUCAAAGAGAGCGAAGCUGGCAGACAUCGCCGCCGCGAACAAGGCAAAGGCUCAGCGUUUCGAGAAAUUCGACUCGCGUAGGCAGGAUCUGCAGACAGAGUUGGAGAGGAGGGAGAAAGAAGCGGCGGUGGCUGCGCUCGAGAAGAAGAGCAGGAAGAGAGACGCACAGACUGAGCUGGAGCGUAUACGCGAAGAAGGGAAACGGAUGCGGAUGGAUAAGACGCAGCAGCUGAAUGAAGAUCUAGAAAGAGAAAGUAAGCUGAAUCUGAAUGUGGAUGUAGACAUGCUGCAUAGACCAGAGUCAGAGCCAGAGCCACAUUCACAGGAGAGACUGGUAAGAAUCAAGUGGACGCGUAAAGAUAGACCUGCGUGGACUACAAACACGGUAGAUUCCAAUAAAGGCGCUAUAGCGGGUUCAAUGUCCACUUUUGGAGCUGUUUCCCAAGUGAUACUCCCCCCACUGAAAGAAAGCACAGCGUCAGGGAAAAAACCCAAGAGUGCAUCAGGCAUCGUCGAAUACAACGAUAUAUUGGGUGCGUUUGGUGCAGUACAGAGUAGCAAGAGAGGGGUACUCGAUGGAGUGGCAGUUGAUUGGGUGGGUGGGGUUGAGCCUGAGAGUGUGCAGGAGUUGAGGAGGAGCGGGAGGCUUGAGCAGGCGGGGAAGCAUUCUUCAAUGUCAUUUGCGCCUCCAAAUGUAAACAGCGCACCAACGAUAUCCUACGAAACAGAAACACUGAUGCGGAUGAAAGAGCGCGAGAAACUCAACCAGCAGAUACUUGAGGAGGAGGGUUAUGUGUAG